AUGCUUUUUCUUCAUCAAUUAAAAGUUCUUCUAUGGAAAAAUUACAUUUUAAAAAAACGCAGUCCUUUCGUUCUUCUAUUCGAACUUAUUAUUCCAUUAGUUCUUUUUCUUGUUAUGACUGCAAUAAGAAAAACACAACAAGCAUCAUUUCAUCUACAAACUAAUUAUACUCCGAAUUUUCUUGAUCAUACAUAUCGUGCUACACCAUUUCCAUCGGCAGGAGUCUUUUCAAUUCUUCAAUCAUUUUGUCCUAAAACAGGUCCUAGUAAUGAACAAGGUUUUAGUAUUUUUCCAAAUGGAACAUCUACAGACAUGCUAAUGACAAUCGAUCGAAUCUCUCGAACAAAUCCAUUUUUUACACAAAAUUUUUCUAUGUUUGAUAUUGAUUCUUUACCUGAUAUGUAUGAAACAUUAAUUGAUCGUCCAACAUUUGUUUAUGAUAGUUUAUCAAAUUUAACUUAUUCAUUUACUAAAAAUUUAACAAUAAUCUGUUCAUUUUUUGUUAUACAACUAAAUUAUACAAACGAAGAAUGUGAACAUCUAUUAAAUCAUACAGCUAUUGCUGUUAAUCAGAUACCAUAUGCAUCUCCACAUGUAUUUCGAGAUUCAAACAAGAAUUCUCAAAAUAAUAAUGAAGAUAAUUUUGAUAUAUUUGAUUAUUAUUCACUUUUACAAAUAUCAUUGCAAGAAGAAGAAUUUUUCAAUGUAAAAGAAAUAAUUGGAAAAAUUAUUUCAACAAAUUCAUUUAUAAAUUUAACUAAUGAAGAAGUUUAUUUAUUAGCAAAAGCUAUUAAAAUAACAAUUUUUCAUCCAAAAAUAUUAAAAGAAAUUUUUUGUUCAGUAGACAAAUUUGAUUUACUUUUUCAAUUAAAUUCAACAACUAUUAAUAAAACGGAUUUACAAGAACGUUUAUGUAAUAUGUCAGAUGAACAAUAUCAUAAUUUAUCAAAUAUACUUAUGAAUUCAAUAUCAGAUGAUGAAUUUAUUGACAUAUUACAAUUAGAACACAUAAAAAUAUCAUCAAUGUUAUUUCAACUUGAUGAUUAUGUUAGUCAACUUGAAAAAUAUGCAAUGUUUGAACAAGGUUUAAAAGAUUUAUAUGAGUUAGCUAAACUUCUUCGAACAAAUUCUUGUUAUAUCAAUGAACAAAAUAAUACUGAACAAACUACAUCAGUACCAUCACCACCAGCUGAAGCAUUCUCUGGCAAUGUGGAAUCAGUUGCAAUGAAUAAAUUAAAAAAUAAAAAAGGAUUUUUUCCAUUAUGGCUUGGAAUGCAAGAAGCUAUUUGUGGUUUUAAACCAAAAAAUAAUUUUCAUUCAGAUCAAACAAUGGAUGAUGAUCAUUUACCUGAUCUUGCUGAAUUAGGAAUAUCAGACAAUCAACAACGACAAUUAGGUCUUUUAUUUUAUGUUCUUUAUGGAAAUUCUUUAGUUUUAUAUGCACCAAAUUCAACAUUAAUUGAUGGUGUUAUAUCAAAAGCUAAUGCAACAUUUAUUUUACUUGAUACAAUAACUAAUUAUGCAUAUAAAUGGAGAAAUGUAUCAAAUGUUCUUAAAACAUAUUUUCUUACAAAUGGUACAGCAAAAAAAGUUGAAUCACUAAGACGAAUGAAAAAAUUUAUUGAAGAAUUCGGUCCUUUAUUACAUUUAUCAUCGAUAAAUAAAAUUGUGAAUAUACUUAAAAAUUUAACUGAUCCAUCAAUUGAUAAUUAUAUGAAACAAAUAACAACAAUUGAUAAAGCAGCUUGUAGUUGGAUAAGUCUUAUAUCAGGAAUUAAUUUAAAUGUAUUUAAAGGAUUUUCUGAUGAAAAUGAUUUAGUAGAAUAUUUUCUUCAUCAAGCAUAUCAUGAUAAUUAUACUGUUAUAGCAAGUGUAGUUUUUACUAAUGUUUAUUUAAAUAAUACUGAAUUACCACCACAUACAAUAUAUAAAAUUCGUCAAAAUGCUUCAUUGACACCAUCAACAAAACGUGUAAGAGAUAGAUUUUGGGUACCAUCACCAGCACAAAAUGGUUUUGUUUAUUAUGAUUUUGGAUUUAGUUGGGUUCAGGAAGUCAUUGAUCGUGCAAUAAUCGAUACUCAAGUUGGUCGACCAGUAAUUGAACCUGGUUUAUUUUAUCAAGAAAUGAGUUAUCCUUGUUAUACAUACGACAAUUUUCUUCAAAUGAUUCAACAUGCUCUUCCAUUAUGUUUAACAAUAUCAUGGGUAUAUGCAUUUGCAAUGUUAACACAAAGUAUAGUUUAUGAAAAAGAAGUUCGUCUAAAAGAAGUUAUGAAAAUCAUGGGUUUAAGUAAUGGUGUACAUUGGAUUGCAUGGUUUAUAACAAUAUUUAGUCAAACAACAGUUGUUAUGAUAACUGUAACACUUAUUUUACAUUUUGGAAAAGUUCUUCUACAUUCAAAUCCAUUUUUAAUAUUUAUUAUUUUUGAAAUUUAUGCACUUUCAACAAUUAGUUUUGCAUUUCUUGUUAGUGUUUUUUAUUCGAAAGCUAAAAUAGCUGCUGCUUGUUCAGGAAUUAUUUAUUUAUUAACUUAUGUACCAUGUAUGUAUAUAUCAAUAAGAGAAGAUUUAGCACAAGAUACAAUACCUAAAUGGGCAAAAAUAUUAGCUUCUUUAUUUUCUACAAGUGCUUUUGGUAUGGGAGCUAAAUAUAUAGCAUUUUAUGAAAAUAUUGGUACAGGAAUUCAAUUUAAUAAUAUUCGUUAUAGUCCUGUUGAAGGUGAUCAUUUUACUUGUUUUGAAACUGUUCUUUUUAUGUUAUUGGAUACAUUAAUUCAUCUAAUUCUUAUGUGGUAUAUUGAAAAUGUUUAUCCAGGUGCAUAUGGAUUACCAAAGAAAUGGUAUUUUCCAUUUACGAUAAGUUAUUGGACUGGAGAAACAUAUGUUGAAUCUAAUUGGAUAAAAAAAUUAAAAAGAAUUAGUUUAUUUAGAUGGAUUAUAUGUAGAAAAUAUUGUAUGUCUUAUACAUUUCAUUUGUCAGCAUCAUCAUUAAAUCAAAUACAACAGGAUUAUACUAGAAAUCAAGAUUACUUCGAACAUGAUGAACAUUUAAAUGAUCAAAUAAUUGGUGUUCGUUUAAUAAAUUUAACAAAAAUUUUUGAUAAAAAAAAAUUUGCUGUACAAAAUUUAUCAUUAGAUUUAUAUGAAGGUGAAAUACUUUCAUUUCUUGGACAUAAUGGAGCUGGAAAAACAACAACAAUGUCAAUUUUAACUGGUCUAAUUCCAGCUACAUCUGGAACUGCGACAAUUUAUGAUCAAGAUAUAAAUAUUGAUAUGGAUAAAAUACGUAAAAAUCUUGGAUGGUGUCCUCAACAUAAUGUUUUAUUUGAAAAAUUAACAGUUGAAGAACAUUUAUUAUUUUUUUCAAAAUUAAAACAAGUUCAAAGUAAAGAAAUGAAAAAAAUGAUUGAAAAUAUGUUAUUUGAUGUUGGUUUAACAUCAAAACGUAAUGCAACAGUUUCAACAUUAUCCGGUGGAAUGAAAAGAAAAUUAUCUGUUGCAAUGGCUUUUGUUGGUGAUGCAAAAACAAUUAUUCUCGAUGAACCUACAGCUGGUGUUGAUCCAUAUGCACGACGUGCUAUAUGGGAAUUAUUAUUGAAAUUAAAACAAGGACGAACUAUUCUACUAAGCAGUCAUCAUAUGGAUGAAGCUGAUGUUCUCGGAGAUAGAAUUGCUAUUAUUUCAAAUGGACAAUUAAAAUGUUGUGGAACAUCACUUUUUCUUAAAACAACAUUUGGUGAAGGUUAUGUUUUAACAUUAAUUAAAAAAGAUCCAUGGAUGGCUUCAAAGGAUGAAGUUACAUCGACUAUAACACAAUGUAUACCAAAUGCAUAUCUUAAAGAAGAAACAAGAAAGGAACUUCAAUAUGUUUUACCAUUAAAAAGUCGUCAUUCAUUUCCGGAAUUUUUUUCCAUACUUGAUUCACGAAAAGAAUCAUUAUCAAUAAUUGGUUAUGGUUUACAAGAUGUUUCAUUAGAAGAAGUUUUUCUUAAAGUUACAGAACAAUAUAAAAAAUCACCUAAUGCAGCUGAAAUCGAAGCUCAAAUUAAUAGUACUAGUGAAGGACAAGAAAAUAGUAUAGAAACAGUAUCAACAUCUGAUUCAACAACAUCAAAAUCAGAUAUUAUUCAAGAUCGUGUAACUGGAACACAUCUUUAUGCAAAACAAGCAGUAUCAAUAAUACUAAAACGUUUUAUAUUUAAUUAUCGUAAUAUGCGUGGUUUAGCAACACAAAUUUUAUUACCAGCAUUUUUUAUAACUGUUGCAAUGACUGUUGCAUUAACAGCACCUGGUUUUGCUGAUCCACCUCCAAUAUUAUUAUCAACAUCAAUGUUUUCACAUUUAAAUUAUUUAUAUACUCCUGUAUCUAGUUUAAAUGAUUAUAAAUUAAGAAAUAUUUCACAAAUUUCAAGAUUAAAUGCGAAUCCAUAUGAUUUAACUGAAACAAUACGAUAUCCAUCAGGUAUUGGUUCAACAUGUUUACUUAAUAAUCCAUAUAUGAAUGCAACAAGAUUAACAUUUGAAAAUUUUACUGGUUCAUCAUGUGGAAAAGUUUAUCAUAUGGAAUUUAAUUCUUUUACAGAAAAUGAUAUUAAUUGGUCAAAAAUGUUUGAAAAUAAUCAAACAUAUUUUAAUCGAAGUUAUCAACCAGAUACAACUUUUACAGAAAAAUAUUAUAGUCCUUGUCAAUGUUCAACAAGUCAAUCAAGAUUUCUAUGUUCAACAUUUCGUAAACCAAUAUCACAAUAUUUAAUAACAAAUGAUAGAAUAUUAAAUAUAACUAAAGAACAAAAUGAAAUUCUUUAUUAUUUAUAUACAGCAGAUAAUCAUCAUUUAGAUCGUUAUGGUGGUUUAUCUUUUGGUUUAGUACAAGAUUAUGUUCCUGAUAAUUAUCCAAUAAAUAAAGAUAAUCAAAUAUUACAUAAAUUAGCUGUAAAAAAUAUUGCAAGAAUAUUUACUAAUCAUAAAGGUUAUCAUAGUUUACCUUUAUAUAUUAAUAUUAUGUCAAACGUUAUUCUUCGAGCUAAUUUACCUUUUGAAAAAGGUCUUCCUUCUGCUUAUGGAAUUACUACAAUUAAUCAUCCAAUGAAUGAAACAAAUAAUAUGUUAUCAACAGAAUUUAUUUUACAAGGUUCUGAUGUUGUUAUAUCAAUAUUUAUAAUCGUAGCAAUGUCAUUUGUUCCAGCAUCAUUUACAUUAUUUCUUGUUUAUGAACGUGCAACAAAAUCAAAACAUAUUCAAUAUAUAAAUGGUCUUUUUCCAUUAGUUUAUUGGUUAACAAAUUUUGUUUGGGAUCUUUUAAAUUAUCUAUUACCUGCUGCUUGUGUAAUUGUUAUUUUACGUUUAUUUAAUGUUCCUGCUUAUGUUGAAGGAGAAAAUUUUCUUGCUGUUAUUAGUCUAUUUCUUAUGUAUGGUUGGUCAAUUAUUCCUGUCAUGUAUCCAUUUAGUUUUCGUUUUACUGAACCAAGCAAUGCAUAUAUUUUUUUAAUUGUUAUUAAUUUAUUUAGUGGUAUAACAUGUAUAUAUACAUCUUUUUUUCUUGAAAUAUUUGCACUUGGUAGUCCAUCUACAUCAACAUUAAGUAUUAUUACAAGGACAAUAAAGAAAAUAUUUAAAAUUUUUCCAAAUUAUUGUUUGGGAAGAGGUUUAAUUGAUAUUGCUUAUAAUGAUUAUUACAAUUCAUUUUAUAAAAAAACUGGUUUAAAUGAUCGUAUUCGUACACCAUUUAUUUGGGAUAUAACAGUAUCAAAUUUAGUUUCAAUGGCAAUAUGUGGUCUUGUAUUUUGGACUUUAACAUUAUUACUUGAAUAUGGAUUUUUUUAUUCACCAACAAUUCCUGAUGCAUUACCAUUUUCACAUUUAGACGAAGAUGAAGAUGUUGCAAAAAUUCGUAGACAAAUAUUAAAUAAAACAUUUGAUGAUAAUGUAUUAAUUAUGUCAAAUUUAUCGAAAUGUUAUCGUACAAAAAGACGUAAAAAAUUAAUUGCUGUUAAUAAUUUAUGUAUGGGAAUACGUUCUGGUGAAUGUUUUGGUUUAUGUGGUGUUAAUGGAGCUGGAAAAACAACAACAUUUCGAAUGUUAAUUGGUGAUCUUUAUCCAACAGCUGGUUAUGCUCAUAUUCAUGGUUUUGAUAGUAUGAAACAAAAACGACAAGUUUUUAAAUAUGUUGGUUAUUGUCCACAAUUUGAUGCACUUUUUGAUGAAUUAACACCUGUUGAACAUAUGUUAUUAAUGGCACGUUUAAGAGGACUUUAUUGGCAAGAUGAAGAUCAACAUGUUCAACAAUUAUUAAAACGUUUAGAUCUUUGUGAAUAUUUAAAUAUACCUGUUGGAAAAUUAUCUUUAGGAAAUCGAAGAAAAUUAUCAACAGCUAUGGCACUUGUUGGUGAUCCAUCUGUUGUAUUUUUAGAUGAACCAACAAGUGGAAUGGAUCCUUCAUCAAGAAGAUUUUUAUGGAAUGUUAUUAGACGUUUAGUUAAAGAAGGAAAAUCAAUUAUACUUACUUCACAUAGUAUGGAAGAAUGUGAAGUACUUUGUUCAUCGAUUGCAAUUAUGGUAAAUGGUUGUUUUCGUUGUCUUGGUUCAACUCAACAUUUAAAAAAUCGUUUUGGUGAUGGUUAUACAAUAAAAAUUCGUUUAAAAUCAUCAUCAAAUUCAACAUUAGAUCAAACAAUUCUUGAUUGUUUUUCAUCAAAUUUUAUCUUAAAAGAACGUCAUAUAAAUAUAUUACAAUAUGAAAUAGCUGAAAUACAUGUUUCAUUGAAAGAUAUUUUUUCUAAACUUGAAAAUUUAUUAACUAACGAACGUAUAACUGAUUAUAGUGUAUCACAAAAUACACUUGAUAAUGUAUUUGUUAAUUUUGUACGUGAUCAAUUAGACGCAUCACAACGAACAAGAAGAACAUCUAGACGAAGACAAGAACAGUUUAACGAUAUUCUUGAUGAUACAUUUGAUGAUGGAGCAUACGUUGCAACAAAAUCAAGAAGAAAUAAUAACAAUAAUGAUAAUGCUCGACAGCGUAUGAUCGAUUAUAUUGAACUUGAAUGUUGA
Rotaria sp. Silwood1 is the source of this 7050-nucleotide messenger RNA. Lineage: Eukaryota; Metazoa; Rotifera; Eurotatoria; Philodinida; Philodinidae. The record is from the annotation of a GenBank genome assembly.